Glarea lozoyensis ATCC 20868 is the source of this 1404-nucleotide messenger RNA. RefSeq lists its product as uncharacterized. The record is from RefSeq and is a predicted model, not a curated record. The transcript is spliced from 4 exons. Lineage: Eukaryota; Fungi; Ascomycota; Leotiomycetes; Helotiales; Helotiaceae. Bases 1 to 1404 code for a protein of 467 amino acids.
AUGACAACGCCGUCUGACAGUGAGUCCUUACAAGAGGAUGCUCCACCUGUUGCGGAAUUAGUCGAUAUCAGUGGGGGCCGCAAUCGCGUUCCCCUACUCGUCACGCCAGAAUCUCCACUAUUUGCAGUGAACAGGCCUGAUUUAUCCGAGUUACGAUCAGACGAAAAUACAAGCAGGUUGCGUAAUAGUUACGAGCAAAUUGAGGGUGAAAAUGGACCAACAAACGACAGGAGCCUGUCCCAAAUGACUGCCAUACGAAAUCACGACCUCCAAUUGGGUUCUUUUCUCACUGUGCUUGAGAGCGUCAGUAACGAACCGCGCAUUAAUCCUAACUCGGAUUACUCCAUUUCUCGGUGUGAACAGAAUUCCAGAGAAAUUUUGUCAGCUGGGGACUAUUCACUCCAGGCUCUACUACCUACCCAGAAUUUCGAGCCUUUUCCAGAAUUUCCUGAAGACAUUAGUCGCAUGAUAUGGAAGCUUGCGCUUCCUCCACCUCGUUUCAUCUAUAGUUACCCAGUUGGCGCUCGGGAAAUCCAAGGCGUGGUUCACCAAACUACUUGGAAUAAGUUUCAGGGCGCACAGCUUAUUGGGGAGCCAGAUGGCUACGUUACAUCAAGGACACUAGACAACUUGUUGCAGACUAGUAGUGAGUCUCGAAAUAUCGUUCAGGAAACUUACAAGUUGUGUUUCGCGCAGGAGCUAAGCGCACCGAUUUAUUUCAAUGUAAAAAAAGACGUCUUGAUUUUCGAACUGUCCAAAACGUUUCAGGGCUUUCUGCGUUGCUUGGGCUCGUGUACACUCACCGAUGAUGUAAGACCUUUAUUGUUUCUUUCUGGACACAUGGGGGAUUGGGCAUUGAAUGCGGAAAGAUGGGUUUCAGAUCGACACCAUCUAAGUGAUAACCCGGUCGGAGCCUUGGAGAAUUUAGAUCCAAACAACAAGGACUUUUAUCAGAAUCUUGCUGUGAAUGCUAAAUGGGCUUUAUUCAAGGAAAUCAUUAUCGAUGCAGGUAAAGCAGAGUCGGUUCAACGUCGAGAUCCAAGGACUUAUUCUUCGCCUUGCCCGUUUGACGAUGAUCAUCGGGCCGUCUGCUCUCGUCUUAGACGAAUUGAGAACCUCAUGAAACAUCUUUUAAAAGUAAGAGACGCCCUUCAAAAAGAGCCGCGAUGGAAUGGUGGAAAACCUUUCCUUAUUCCUAAAAUCAGUAUCAUGUCAGAGGAGGCUUUGAAGGCAAGAUUGAGUGGGCAGGAGCGGUCGAAAUGGACGGAUAUGCCAAAGGCGGUCGUGGGGGGUGAGGAACUCGAGGAUUUCGUCUGCUUCCCUGGCGAAGAGAAUCAGACAAAGAAAGCUGAAGAUGGUGGUGUCUGGGUAUGGGCGGACGCUGUCAACAACAACUGCUAUUAA